AUGUCCGCCGUAAUUGGUAUUACCUUCGGUAACACGUCUUCUUCUAUUGCAGUUGCAACCCAAGACGGAAAAGUCGAUGUUAUCGCAAACCCAGAUGGUGAUCGUUCGAUUCCUUCCGUUCUUUCAUACGUUGGAUCUGACGAAUAUCACGGAGCCCAGGCUCAGGCGCAAUUAGUUAGAAACCCUAAGAACACGAUUGUUAACUUCAGAGAUUUCAUUGGUAAGAGCUUAGAUGAAGUUGAUGUGUCCGUCACAGAUAUUGGUGCCCCAGCCAUCAAGACAUCAGAUAAUAAGAUUGGUUUCGAAAUUACCAGAGAAAAUGGAAAAGUUGAAACUGUCAGUGUUAACGAAGCCACCAAGAGACAUUUCCAACAGAUGAAGGUUGCUGCCGAAGAUUACAUUGGUAAGUCUAUCGAAGGUGUCGUUCUUACUGUGCCAACUGACUUCAAUGAACACCAAAGAAAUGAAUUAGCCAAGAUCACAACUGACGCUGGCUUAAAGGUCUUACAAUUAAUCAACGAACCAUCCUCUGCUUUGUUAGCUCAUUUGUCAUCCGAAGGUGAAGAUUUGUUAAAGGACAAGAUUUACGUUGUCGCUGACUUUGGUGGUAUUAGAUCCGAUGCUGCUGUCAUCGCCGUUAGAGGUGGUGUCUUAACUAUAUUAGCUACUGCCCAUCAACAUGGCUUAGGUGGUUCCAACUUGGACGAUGUCUUAGCUGAAUACUUUGCUAAAGAGUUUGAAAAGAAAUACAAGGCUAACCCAAGAACUACUGCCAGAUCCUUAGCUAAGUUGAACUCUGAAUCCAUCACCGUCAAAAAGACUUUAUCCAACGUUCAAACCUCUACCUGUUCUAUCGAAUCAUUAGCUGAUGGUUUAGAUUUCCACACUACCAUCAACAGAUUAAGAUAUGAGUUAACUGCUAGACAAGCCAUCUCUGAAAUGACCGGCUUCGUUGAAAAAGUUGUAUCUAAGGCCGGUUUAGAAAACUUGGACAUCGAUGAAGUCUUAUUAGUCGGUGGUACCGCAAACACCCCUAAAUUAGCUAGUAACAUCGCUUUCAUCUUCCCAGAAUCUACCACUGUUAUUGCUCCAUCAUUAGACUCAAAGGCUGUCAACCCAUCUGAAUUGGUCUGUCGUGGUGCUGCUUUACAAGCUUCAUUGAUUGAAUCUUUUGAUGAAGAAGAAAUCAAAGAAUCCUUACAACCAGUAGUUGUCAACACUCAACAUUUAUCGAAGGCCAUUGGUAUCAAGGAUGCCGAAGGUAACUUCCAACCAAUCUUAGUUGCUGAAACUGCGUACCCAAUCAAGAAGUCUAUUGAAGUCACUAACGGUUCAUCCGAUUCAGUUCUCGUUGCUUUAUACGAAGGUAAGAAGACUAUCAAAGAAACUGUCAUUGAACCUGAACAAAACGAUGAAUCUGAUGAUGAUUACUCUGAUGACGAACCAGAAGUUAGAAGAGAAGCUGUCUAUGAAUGUGGUGAUUUAUUAGCUGAAUUAUCCUUAAAGGAUUUAAAGCCAAACUCUAAGUUAGAAGUUAUUGUUAACAUUACCCAAAACGGUACUUUACAUGUUUCCGGUAGAGAAUUGAAACCAGGUUCUGUUGUUGUUAAGGGUGAAAUUACCGCUUGA
Debaryomyces hansenii CBS767 is the source of this 1629-nucleotide messenger RNA. It is a transcript of the gene SSZ1, whose product is annotated as Ssz1p. Gene Ontology annotation, molecular function: ATP-dependent protein folding chaperone; ATP binding. Gene Ontology annotation, cellular component: nucleus; cytosol. NCBI's taxonomy places the organism in Eukaryota, Fungi, Ascomycota, Pichiomycetes, Serinales, Debaryomycetaceae. The record is from RefSeq and is a predicted model, not a curated record. Gene Ontology annotation, biological process: protein folding. The transcript has a single exon. Bases 1 to 1629 code for a protein of 542 amino acids.